Molecule: messenger RNA, 2717 nt
Organism: Leptosomus discolor (cuckoo roller)
Lineage: Eukaryota; Metazoa; Chordata; Aves; Leptosomiformes; Leptosomidae
Source: RefSeq, a predicted model, not a curated record
GCCAUGAGGAAGGCUGGUGUUGCCCAUAACAAAUCCAGCAAAGAUAUGGAGAGUCAUGUGUUUAUGAAGGCCAAAACAAGGGAGGAAUAUCUUUCUCUUGUGGCCAGACUUAUUAUCCAUUUUCGAGAUAUUCACAACAAGAAAUCUCAAGCCUCAGUCAGUGAUCCGAUGAAUGCCCUGCAGAAUCUAACUGGGGGUCCCCAAGGAGGGGCAUCUGGGAUGGGUAUGGCUUCCCGAGCUCAAGGAGCACCGAUGAGUGGGAUGAGUGGUCUUGGCCCAAUGGGACAACAGAUGAGUCUCCCAGGGCAGCAGCAGCCUCCUGGAACCUCGGGAAUGGCCCCUCAUGGUAUGCCUGGCGUCUCUACGGCUACUCAGCAGACCCAACUUCAGCUUCAGCAGAUAGCUCAGCAGCAACAGCAGCAGCAGCAACAAUUCCAGCAGCAGCAGGUGGCUUUGCAGCAGCAGCAAUUCCAGGCCCAGCAGUCAGCCAUGCAACAACAGUUUCAGCAGCAGCAGCAGCAGCAACAGCAGUUGCAAGCCGUCCAGCAGCAGCAACAGCACAUGCUGAAACUGCAGAUGCAGCAGCAGCAAAAUCAGCAGCAGCAGCAACAGCAGCAGCAACAACUGCAGCGAAUUGCCCAAAUGCAGCAGCUGCAGGCAGCGCAGGCUAUGCAGGCACAACAGCAGCAGACACAGCAACAGGCACAGCAGCAACAGCAGCAGCAACAACUGCAGCGAAUUGCCCAAAUGCAGCAGCUGCAGGCAGCGCAACAACAACAACAACAGCAGCAGCAGCAACAGCAGCAGCAGCAGCAACAACAACAGGUUGCUCAGGCACAACAAUCUCAGCUUCCACCACAAUCCCAGCCUCAACCCCAGCCCAUGGUAUCUCAGCCACAGGCAAUCUCAGGACAAAUUCCUAGUCAGGUUAUGCCUGUUACUCUUACACCACAGCAAUUAAAAGCAAUGCAGCUGGUCCAGCAGCAGCAGGCAGCGGCAGCAGUGCAAGCAGCUCAGGCCCAAGCUGCUCAGAUGGGAGCCUCAGGGCAGAUGAUCACCGCACCUAUGGCCCGAGGUGGGAUGCAAAUAAGACCACGGUUCCCGCCUACCACCGCUGUGUCUGCUACACCGCCAAGCUCCAUUCCUUUGGGCGGACAGCAAAUGCCACAGGUCAGCCAGAACAAUAUUACCAUGAUGUCAUCCCCAUCUCCUGUCCAACAAGCCCAAACACCCCAAUCAAUGCCCCCGCCACCACAGCCAUCUCCUCAGCCAGGCCAGCCAACUUCUCAGCCAAAUUCAAAUGUCAGCUCUGGCCCAGCUCCGUCACCCAGCAGCUUUCUCCCCAGUCCAUCUCCACAACCAUCCCAGAGCCCAGCAGCUGCACGAACACCUCAGAACUUUAGUGUCCCAUCCCCAGGCCCUUUAAAUACUCCAGGAAAUCCAAAUUCUGUCAUGAGUCCAGCCAGCUCUAGCCAGUCAGAGGAGCAACAGUAUCUGGAGAAACUCAAACAGCUGUCAAAAUACAUUGAGCCACUCCGGAGGAUGAUUAAUAAAAUAGAUAAAAAUGAAGACAGGAAGAAGGACCUGAGUAAAAUGAAGAGUCUCUUGGAUAUCCUGACGGAUCCUUCAAAACGGUGCCCUCUGAAGACACUGCAGAAAUGCGAAAUUGCUCUAGAGAAGCUGAAAAAUGAUAUGGCUGUGCCUACUCCCCCGCCUCCCCCAGUGCCUCCCACCAAACAGCAGUACUUGUGUCAGCCGCUUUUGGAUGCUGUUUUGGCCAACAUCCGUUCACCAGUCUUCAACCAUUCCCUUUACCGUACAUUUAUGCCAGCUAUGACUGCAAUUCACGGACCACCGAUCACAGCCCCCGUUCCUUCCUCUCGAAAACGGAAAUAUGAAGAGGAUGAAAGACAGACCAUACCAAAUGUCUUACAAGGGGAAGUUGCAAGAUUAAAUCCUAAAUUCCUGGUGAACCUAGACCCUUCCCACUGCAGUAAUAACGGCACAGUGCAUCUCAUAUGCAAGCUAGAUGACAAGAAUCUUCCAAAUGUCCCACCGCUACAGCUCAGUGUUCCAGCGGACUAUCCAGAUCAGAGCCCUCUGUGGAUAAAAAACCCUAGACAGUACGCAGCCAACCCCUUUUUGCAGUCGGUGUAUCGGUACAUGACUUCAAAACUGUUGCAGCUUCCAGACAAGCAUUCGGUGACGGCACUCUUAAACACCUGGGCACAAAGCAUUCGUCAGGCCUGCCUCUCUGCUGCGUAACAUCUCACUUUGCAAAUCGCGAAGAAGGAAGGAAGAUCUCAACAGCUGGCCUCUUCCACAUGCCACUGGAAAAUCACAGGCAUUUUGGGGAGGGUACUUCAGAAGAAAGAAGCCUUAUGUUGUUUUGUUUCUAGGUGUCAGGUUCAGUAGAGAACCUGAUGUUAGACUUAGCUUUCGUGCCCUUUAUCUUCUGCCUCUGUGGACUUUUGCCAGCAUUUUCAAAUAAACAAAAUGUGUGUAUAUAUGGUUCUUGAGACUGUAUUAGGAUGAGUUUUUAUUGUCUUCUUAGAGAAGAAAUUAUUUGUGGACUUCCAUCAGGGAGUCUUGUAUAAGAGGGAGUAGAGAGAGAAUGUCCUAAUUUGCUUCAAAGUUUGCUCAGUGCCAGUUUUCCUUUCACACUGUAUGUUUUGUGACUUGAUACUGCCCCAGAAAUAAAUUAGCUGCAACUAGAA